GUAUACGGACUAAGUAUUUAUUACUAAUAAAAAUUCUCAUAAAAAUCGUGCAUCAUUAUUUCUCGUAGAACAUCACGCUCUGACUGCCCGGAGAACCACACAGGAGAAGCUAGUAUCAAUUACAUAUAUCUGUGUUUCGAAUGACGAAAAAUGAUGUCAUGUAAAUGACAAAUUUUUAGUACAACUGUUUUCCCGCAUGUCUAGAAAAUACAGAAAAUAAUUGUUUGUAGUUCAAGUUUGAAUGUGUUGCAAUGAUUUAGUUGAAAUAACAAACUCUGUUCAUAAACUCGAAUGAAUUUUAGACGCAUUUUGUCGAAAAGUUCUUUGAAGUCUUCGUCAUCUUCGGAAAAGAGCCAACCGGAGGAGGUCAUAAAAUUACAAAGUGAAAUUGAAUUACUAAAGCAAACAAUCGAUUCUUUGAAAGUCUCAAUAGAAAGUAGAGAUGCAGCCAUAGGUACACUAGCUCGUGAAAAAGAGAAAAUAUAUGUUGAACUCAAAAGUGCACAAAGAACAAACAGGAACUUACAUCAACAACUUGUAGAUGAAAGGGACAUACAUUCUAAGGAAAAGGAUUUUCUCAUAAAUGAGAUUAAGAGAUUGACUAAACGAAACGAGAAUGAAACGAAUGCUCAAGACAAUAGAGAUCAAUUCGAAGAUCAAGUGAAGAACGCUUUAAGUGACGAGUUAAAAGCUAAAGAUGAAGUAAUUUAUAAUAUUGGUGCUAAGUAUUUAAAAAUAAAAUCAAGCAAAACAUUUUUCCAAAAGAAGCUUGAAAAGUUACAGGCUCAAAACAAGAAGACGUGUGAAAAUAUUAUAUUAUUGCUACAAGAUAAUAGAAAAACUUUGGAUAGUCUGUUAGACAAAUUGCUUAAAUCAUCUUCGAUCUCUCCGAACAGUCGAAAGUAUUUAAAACUGUUGCAAAUCAAUGCCAGCUUACAUUAUGAAAACACUCAACUUAAAAUAUAUUUAUCAUCUCAUCAAGAUCGUACCAGCAAUGUAACACAAGACGCCUCUGAUAAAUACUGUCCCAUUAUUAAACAAACAUCCUCUGGAACCAAAUCCGAGGAGAAAAUGAACCCUCUUUCAAUUAAUUCAAUGAUGAAAUUAUUAAACGCCCAUGAAUUUGAAGGUCUCAAGAGUUUCAAAUAUAUUCAUAGAACUUUUUCGCCAAAUGUUCGAGGUACGAUUUAUAGGUCAGUUUCAGAUUCAUGUAUCGUGAGAUCGACUAUAAGUGAAUUAUGCUAGUAUUAUACUUGAAAUGGGUAAA
This is a messenger RNA of Spodoptera frugiperda (fall armyworm), 1267 nucleotides long. RefSeq lists its product as uncharacterized. The record is from RefSeq and is a predicted model, not a curated record. NCBI's taxonomy places the organism in Eukaryota, Metazoa, Arthropoda, Insecta, Lepidoptera, Noctuidae. The transcript is spliced from 4 exons. Bases 292 to 1245 code for a protein of 317 amino acids.